AUGCUUGGCCCGUGCCGUUCGACUCCCACUUGGGAUGUUGAUAAGACCUAUGCGAGGUCGAAACAGCAAUCUACCUUGGAUUGGAAAGCAAGGGCCACGUUUAUGGCCAAGCCCGUGUACUCCGAAACAAGCGUUUCUGAUCCCAACCGCUUCGGCGAUUUCAUCCAUCACGCCAAGUCCGUGACUCCGCCCCAAGCAGUGCACAAGGAUUCCUCUAAUCGAGUAUUCUGUUUAUUAGAUUCCUUACAGCCUCUCGAAUCUUGA
Molecule: messenger RNA, 264 nt
Organism: Protopolystoma xenopodis
Lineage: Eukaryota; Metazoa; Platyhelminthes; Monogenea; Polystomatidea; Polystomatidae
Source: the annotation of a GenBank genome assembly